AUGGAUUAAGUAAAGCUUAAAUGAGUAGACUAAUUUGUCAUCCCAUCAAGUUGUCACCUCAGAGAUUAAUGCAUCAUUCUUUACCAUUCAUGGACUAGCAUUCAGUUUUACUUUUCCAACUAAUUGUCAUCAGCUCCUCAAACUACAUUGUCGUUGGUCAUCAUCAUCAGUAAGCUAUCUAGAGCUCUCUAGUGUUGUCUGUGUCAUAUCAUUUGCUUUUGUUUCCUCCAUCUUCCCCUUUUGCCAUCGAUUAACCCAAAAGCAAUAAAUCUUUAAAGUUAUUCUCCCUUAAUAUCAAUUUUAUAGCAAUAUACAAAUUUGGCAUCUGGCUGCAGGAACAUGGAGUCUUCUAAUCUGACAGAAAAGUUAUUUCGAAUAUGAUUCCCUAACGCAUUUACACUCUAGGAAAUUAAGCUAGCCAGAGUAGCUAGCAGCUCCUUGCUGGUAUAAGAACGAUAGUGCAAACUCAGCAAUGAAGGAGCAAUAUACAUCAACUCAUAGCCAGAGCUGCAAUUGCUUCUUGAAAAUGGAUAAAAACUGUCAUGCACCAAGACCAACAGAUCAAACUUGCUUGUCAUGGCCAUUCCUUGGGCUUUCGCAAUCUGGAGAAUGCUCUGAAAGAAUACUGUACUGCAUGUGUAAAGGAAAUCUUGAAUACAGCCUAUUCUUGUAGAUUUUGCAAUUUUUGGCUCCAUGAAUCAUGCGUGAGUGAACUGCAACAUCUGCCUCUUAAGAUUGAUCACCCUCUCCACUCGCAGCACCAACUUCGACUACAACUCCAACGGCAAGAUUUCAUUUGUGAUAAAUGUUGGUAUAUUUCCGCUUUCUCCAGAUACUCGUGCGAUCAAUGCAAUUUUAAUCUUGAUUUAGCAUGUGCUUCUUCAACUAAUGAUCUAUUACUUGAAGAGGAGUGGCAGAGACUUCAAGACGGCAAGAAAAAGGAAAUUCAACAUUACAGCCACCUUCACAAACUGACAAUCUUCAAAUAUAGGAAGAUAAGAGCAGAUGACUACAAUUGUAGUUGGUGCCGAAUGCGUCUAUCAGAAGUGUGCUAUGGUUGUGUAGAAUGUAACUUCUUGCUUCAUGAGUUGUGUAGGGAUAAGAUACCGAGAACACUUUGUCAUCCUUUUCAUCCUUAA
This is a messenger RNA of Theobroma cacao (cacao), 1139 nucleotides long. The record is from RefSeq and is a predicted model, not a curated record. NCBI's taxonomy places the organism in Eukaryota, Viridiplantae, Streptophyta, Magnoliopsida, Malvales, Malvaceae.